GUACCUGGGAAGGGGGCGGGCGAGGGGCACGGCGCGCCCCGCCCCGACGCGGACCACCGACCGCCGCGUCCCCGCCCGCCGCGCGCGCGCGCGCGGCCUCGGCGCUGCCGGCCCGUGACACACUGGGGGCCCCCGCCGCGCGCCGGUCGACCGCCGCCCGGAGGGCCCCGCCGGGCGCCGGACAGCCGGCCCCACCCGUCCCCCGGGACGGGGCAGAGCCCUUUCCCCACCGCCGCGCCCUCACACGCCGUCCCGUACGGGCCCGGCUCCGCCGGACCUCCCCCGGCCUCUCUCCCCCAACCACCGGGGGUGGGGGGGGCCCCCCUGCCCGCGCCCGCGCUCCCGGGCACCCUUCCCCCCAACCACCCACCACCGAGGGCAGAGGGCAGGGGGCAGGGGCUCCGACGGGAAGCUUGGCGCCCAGCGGGCGGGGGGGGGUCGAGAGGGCGGGAGAACCCGGACGGAGACACACGAGCCGCCGGGAGGCGUGGGGGGUGGGGCGGGGCGGGACAGGGCCCCGAGGCCCGGAGGGGCGCGGGAGGCGCCCGGCGACCGCGCGACGGGCCCAGAGCGGCGGGACGACCGACGACGACCGGCCGAGGCAGACCGGCCCAGGGCCGGCGGCGCGGGAGGCGACGGGGCGGGGCGAGCGGCCCCGCGACGGGGAAGCCGCCGCCCGUCGCGCCGCACAGCCGCGAGACGCGACCGGAGGACCCGCGCCGCGCGGGGUCCGCGGGCCGGGGAGAGGCGGUCGUGGCCGGCGCCACGGGCGGUGGGGUGGGGGGAGGCGCACGGGGCAGCCCCCCCCCCGAACCCUCGGGCCCACCUCCAGGGACGUGGCGGGGAGGCCGGGCGGGGAGAGGGACACACGCCGGAGGCGGCGACGCCGCGCCGCCGCCGGGCGCGAGGCGGGGCGGCGGGGCGACCCCCCGCCCCCGGACGCGUCUCCCUUCCCCCCUGCCCUUCCCCAUCCCGCGCCGCACGGGGGUGGCGGCGGCGGAAGGCGAGGCUCGCGAGCCGGGCGGCGCCGCUCUCGGCACGCGACCUCCGCGCGUUAAUGAUCCUUCCGCAGGUUCACCUACGGAAACCUUGUUACGACUUUUACUUCCUCUAGAUAGUCAAGUUCGACCGUCUUCUCAGCGCUCCGCCAGGGCCGUGGGCCGACCCCGGCGGGGCCGAUCCGAGGGCCUCACUAAACCAUCCAAUCGGAUCAACCAGGUAGGGGGAAGCGAGCGCGACGACGAGGAGCCGGGCGUGCCGGUGGGGGGGGGGGUGGGGAGAGGCAGACCCCCGCGAGGCGAGGGAGCCGAGAGAGGAGGGGGGGGCCGGGAAGGGCGCUCGCCGGGCCGGGAGACCCGACCGCCCCGGUCCCGCCCGCGGCGAGGACGCCCGACCGCGCGACCCACCCUCGGGGUCCGCGAGGGUCGCGGCGCGUCGCCGCCACCGCGCGGGAGGCACGAGGGGGGGGCGGGGUGGUGCGGCGGGGAGGAGGGCGGCGGGCCGCCCUGCUCUCUCCCUCCUCCAUCCCGCCCGGCCCGGGCCACACCGGGGACGGCCGACGCGCGCCCUCGGCGUCCGUCCGUCCACCCGCCCCAGAGCGGGGCGGGGGACGCCGGGCGGCGAGGACGCGGCGACCGGCCCGCGGCGGGGCAAGACCGGGGACCCGUCCCGCGCUCGGGCGAGCGCACCGGGGCGGGGGCGCCCCCUCGUCCGGCACGCGACGGCGGCGGCGGCGGCGGCGGCGACACGGGCGACGGAUCGGGGCCGCGGCGGGCCCGGGAAGCGAGGCACACCGGGGCACGCGGCCCCGGGGAGCAGCAGACGGCGAGGGGACCGAGGCGGACGGACGGGCGGAGAGGGGCACCGACGGGAUGCGGCCACGCGGGGCCGACACCGCGCAACCGGCGGCGGGGGUGGGGUGGCCGCGCGCCACCGCGAGGGGAACGGCCCAAAGCGAGCCGGGGGAGGGGACGCGAGUCGGCCGCCGGGGCCCACCGCGGGAUCUCACCGCCACAGGCCCUCCCGGCACAGGGGCGGUCCCGCGGCGCCACCCGCGACGAAGGACUGGCGCCCCCACCCUCGCGGGGCUCGCGGCCACCGCCACCGCCACCCCCGGAGCCGCAGCCGGCCCGGGGAGAACACUCUCCCGCCGCACACCGGCGGCCCCCCCCCCACGGCCCUCACGCGCGCGGGGCUCCCCCGCCCCGCCCCCCUCGCUCAGGGCUUUCCGAGGGCACUGCACCGCUCCGCCCGGGGACGCCACCGGCCCGGCAGGGGCCGGGGGACGACACCCACGUGAAGGCGAGGCGAGGCCGGCUCGGGCCCGGGCAGGGGACGGGAACGCGGGCGGUCGCACGCGCGGGACGAGGAGAGGCGAGGCGAGGCCGGCGGCGGCGGGGAGGGGCCGGCGAGCACGCACGGCGGGGGCCGCGGGACAGGGACGCGGGCGCCGUCCGGGGACCGGAGGAAAAAGACCGGGCCACGCGGCCGGGCCCCCAGGAACACCAGCGCGGGAUCCCACCGCCACCCGCACGCGAGGGCGGUCCCGCGACGCCCGGGGCGCCGGCCGGCCCCGGCCAUCCCCGGAGCGUGGCCCGCGACCCGGCCCCGCCGCCAGGAUCCGUCUUCCGUCUGAGUCUGAACCCCGAGGCGCGACCACCCGGGGACGACGCUCUCGAGCGAGGCGGCCCGGACCGUGACCGCACGCCGCCACCGGCUGCGGCUCAGGGGGCGAGGGCGGGGCUCACCCCACGGGGGCCGGCCGCACGCACACGGCCCCCCACCUGCCGGACGCCCGGCGGGGCCCAGCGGGACCCUCCCCCGACUCGGAGGGGGGAGGCGCGGGCCGCGAGAAGGCGUUCUCACCGAGGGCGCGCCGUCCCUCCCCCGGACCGUCUCGCCUUCGGGCUCACGGAGGCGCUCCACGAGCCGCCCGGCCUCAGCCGGGCGGGAGGGGUCUGCGGUACAGGGAAGCGGACCACCACGCAGGAGCGUGUGCGCGGUCAGGGCCAGAGCAGAGCCCGCGUCCCGCCCCCUGCAAGGCCUCAUCCGCCGAGGCCUCCGCGACGAGGGGAACGGGCACGCCUCUCCCUUCCGCCUCGACCCCCCCGAAAGACAGCCACGCUCGGGACACACACGCCACCGUGGCGGGGACCCGAGGGGGACGCCGGGUUGAGGGAAACGACACCACCGCUCGGCCUCAGGCACCUGAGGGACGACCUGGAGCGCUCCAGGGGCACCACCGAGGGUCACACGAGGCACGCUCGCACACCCGCGUGGGGCGCGCAGCGCGGCAGCGGCGGCACAGCCCUCCCCGCCACAGGGAGGGCCGCUCGCCGGGCACACGCCGAGGAGGCGAAGCGGGAGCAAUCUGCCGUGUCAGAAGACCAACGGCCCCCACUGACGCCCCGAGGCAGGGGACGGGAGACCGAAGAUCAGGGCCAGAGGCCACACCCAACCCCUGCCUUCCUCACCCUCCCUGACGGGCAGCGGGGGGGGAAGACAAGCGAGGGGCCCCGCGGACAGACCGAGAAGAGCGGACACGUUCACCGGGAACGCCCGUCCCUCGUCCGGCACGGUUUCGGCUCGGCCCGGGAGAACACGACCACACCACAUCGAUCCGUGGAGCCGAGGUGGAGCAGGGGGAGGCACGGCGAGGACAGUCACCAGAGGGGCCCGCUUUCAGCCUCGCCGGCAGCCUCCAUCCCCCCCCCACCUCGCCUCAGGCGAGAGCGGCCAACGACCCCGAGAGGAGAACACCUGACAGGUGGCGCGGAGCCCACAGGGCGGGGGUCGUCCCAGCCGCCACCAGGUGCCCACAGCGGGGGUGAGGGGCGCCGAGGGUAG
Capra hircus (goat) is the source of this 3846-nucleotide messenger RNA. Its product is annotated as collagen alpha-1(I) chain-like. NCBI's taxonomy places the organism in Eukaryota, Metazoa, Chordata, Mammalia, Artiodactyla, Bovidae. The annotation marks the transcript as partial. The transcript has 5 exons. The record is from RefSeq and is a predicted model, not a curated record.